This is a messenger RNA of Candida tropicalis MYA-3404, 1596 nucleotides long. RefSeq lists its product as uncharacterized. The record is from RefSeq and is a predicted model, not a curated record. The coding region runs from base 1 to 1596 and encodes 531 amino acids. Lineage: Eukaryota; Fungi; Ascomycota; Pichiomycetes; Serinales; Debaryomycetaceae. The transcript has a single exon.
AUGUCCUCUUCAACAAAUACCCCAUCACAUUUAGAUAGUCUGACAUUGAGACCAUACUAUGAUCAUGAUACAUUUAAUCCAGGAUAUUCAGUCAUAUUCAAAAGAGGCGUGGGUAUAAUUGAUCCAAAAUCAAAUAAACCUAUCACGUCAAAUAUAUCGGAGAAAUUAAUUGAUCAGAAUGUGGGUAAAAAUCAAGGUGUAAUAGGAAACCUGCUUAAUCGUGGUGGACCAAUCGGAAUUAAAGCCGGUAGUGACAAGAAUUAUGUUUAUGAUUUGGAAUUUAAUGAAUAUUUUGAAUCUAAUAAUUUAGUUGAAGUUAUGAAGAAUUUAGUAUGGAAUUUUGUGAAAAGCUACGUUAAAGUUUUGUUAACUCAACCUUUGGAAAUUGUCCGUUUGGUUUUACAAGUUGGUAAAUUUAACUUCAAUGCAGGACCAUCUAGAAAAAGUGACUUGUCUAAAUCAAGAAGAUUGUUAACUGAAACUGACGGUAGUAUUACCACUGAUGAAACAGAAGCAACCAAUACAGAAUACGAUGAUGAUUAUGGUGCUGAUGAAGAUAAUGACGAGGACGAGCCAAUUAAUUAUUUCCAAUCACAGAAUGAACAAAAAGUCUGGUCUGGCCAGGAUUAUGAGAGUGAUCAAAACUUGAUGACUUCACCAACAGCAAGACCAACUAGAAAAGCCCGUAAUGAACUUAGAAAAAGAUCCAGACAUAAUAAAAUCAAACCAAAAUCAAUACAUACUAUUGAUAUAAUAACCGCAAUUGUUAAUAAGGAUGGACCAUUGGCAUUGUUCAGAGGUAUCAAUGCUUCUUUUAUCUACCAAACAUUAUCACAUACCAUUGAAGCUUGGAUUACGGGAUUCAUUUCUCCAUUUUUGGGUAUUCCUGAUCCAUUUUUCCUCGAUUUGACACAUUCAAACGAUCCAUUCAAGUCAUUAUGGUUAUCGGUAACUGCUUGUGUUGUAACAGGUAUUAUUUUGAUGCCUUUGGAUUUAAUUAGAGUCAAGUUUAUGAUUACGCAAUUUAACACCAAACCAUUGUUAAAUGACGACAUUAUUGAAGAAUCAGCAGAAGAAAUUAUACAAUCUACAAGAUCAGUACGUGAGUCAAUACGUAAUUUCCCUGUUUAUUAUUUAACUCAUCCACCAGCACCUAUCGUUUUGUUAACUACAUUCCAUCAAUUAUCCACCAGUAUUUUCCGUAAAAUGGCCCCAUAUAUUUUAUUUAUUAAAUUUAAUAUUGAUUCCUACUCGGCCCCUAAUAUUUACACUUUUGUCAAUCUUAUUUCGUUAAUUUUGGAAUUUUUUAUCAAAUUACCAGUAGAGAAUUUAUUACGUAAAGAACAAGUUAGAUUUUUGUUAACGCCAAAGAAAGAAGAUGUCAAGAAAGUUAUUAGUAUAGAAGAUCCACAAAAGAAUUUAAUUGUUGAAUUCAAUGAUCUGAAUCAAACUGAUGACGAUUUGACUUUAUGGGAGAAAUUCAAGCAAUUAGGACUAUUCAAUGGUUGGAGAAUUGGAGUUAUGAAUGUGAUUGGAUUCUGGGGUUAUAAUAUUAUUAAGAGUAAUGGAUCUGAACUUAAAGAAGAAAGAUUAUAA